Triticum dicoccoides is the source of this 2779-nucleotide messenger RNA. Its product is annotated as rust resistance kinase Lr10-like. The record is from RefSeq and is a predicted model, not a curated record. Bases 422 to 2533 code for a protein of 703 amino acids. Gene Ontology annotation, biological process: protein phosphorylation. NCBI's taxonomy places the organism in Eukaryota, Viridiplantae, Streptophyta, Magnoliopsida, Poales, Poaceae. The transcript is spliced from 3 exons. Gene Ontology annotation, molecular function: protein kinase activity; polysaccharide binding; ATP binding.
GCUUGCUUGUCCAAACCACCUAGCUCAUUCACUUCGAUUAUCCACUCCCCUUAUAUUGGAUAGCAGUAUAUGAUACUGCCAUGAGACAUGGGUGCCAUAUACUGAAACUUUUUUUUGCGGGUAUAUACUGAAACUUUGCGCAAAAGAGUAGCAUAUCCUGAAAUCUGGCUUACAAUAUUCUUUUGCUGUGCUUGACUCGAAUAUCGCGUCAACUCUUCCUUUUUGAAGGCCAACUUGUGCUAUCAGGAAUUAAAUGGUAGAAUGUGAUAGGAAGGGAACUACUACUUGGAGACUAAGAAGAAAUAAUUAGUUGAGUCCACAGUGGUGAGCAGAAAAUGAAAGAGAACUUGAGCACGUGUUGGUCUAGCAUAAGAGGAAGAGUCAAAGUGCAUUCUGGUCCAAUUAUGUCAGUCUCCUAGUAAUGUGUGGAAUCCAACAGCAUAUAUAUUUUAAUUACAGGGAUAUGUACAUACAGCCAAGGGUGAUGAAGGCUUUAAAGCAACAAACUGCAGAAGGAUAUGUUUCGGUGGCAGUUGGACUUCCUGCCCAGACAUGUAACUAUCAUGACAAGUGCCACCCCAAUCCUCACCAGAGAUUAAAGCAGACAGCCACUUUCUUAUACUCCAGACUUUCUCUUCUUCCAUCUAAAUCUCCAAUUCAUCUCAUGGAUUUUCCUAAACUUCUUGUCAUGCUCGUGCUGCUCUGUCUUCUAACCAAUGAAUCCUAUGUGGGUGCAGCAUCAGAUGAUGAGGAUUUCUUCAAGAAAUGCUCAUCACAACGGUGCAGCAAACAUGGACCAAAGAUCCAGUUCCCCUUCCGGCUUUCAACCCAACCAACAUCCUGUGGAGCAGCUGGCAUGCAGUUAUCAUGCUCUGGGCAUGACACGAUCUUGGAUCACCCUGUUCUUGGUUCUUGCAAAGUGACAGCGAUAUAUUACAUGCACCGCGUCAUUAACAUCAUCCCGCUUGUGGAACCAUUGACGCAAUGCCCACUUCAGAAGCUCAUCUCGAGAAAGUUAGAAACUGGUGUGUACAAACAACCUCAAUCAUUUACGACCCUGGUACGUUGUUCCAAGAAUUUCAUACCAGCACAUCCAUAUAGUAUAGUCGGCCCAGCUCCUUGUGUCAGUAGCAACGCUAGCCAAUUCUUGUAUUUGGCAUUAGCUUCCGCAUACAUAUCUGAUCUACCAUGGGACUGUGUGGCCAUUUCUAAAGGUAUCCCGAUACCCUUCAGCUAUGAUAAACAUGGCCCUAACUCGGACCCCUCCAGUGAAAUAGCAAAGGCAGUCGUCAACUUUGGUGCGACAACCUUCACUUGGCACCUCACUAACAUUACCGAUGUCUGCCAACAGUGUGAACAUCAAGGUCGAUAUUGUGGAUUCAGCUCACAAAGGCGUCAAGCAUUCUGCCAGCACCAUGGUACCCAUGUCAUCCCAAUUGCGGCAGCCUCAUCUGUAGCUGCAUUUGUAGUUCUUUCAUUGAUUGUGGCCACUGUGAUAUAUCUCUCCUUGAAGUCAAGGUACAAUGAAGAGAUAAAUAUGAAGGUUGAAAUGUUUCUCAAGGCAUAUGGCACAUCAAAACCUACAAGAUACACCUUCCCUGAUGUUAAGAAGAUAGCAAGAAGGUUCAAGGAUAAACUCGGUCAGGGCGGAUUCGGAAGUGUGUACAAAGGCGAGCUACCAAAUGGACUACCUGUGGCAGUCAAGAUGCUAGAGAGUUCUACAGGAGAGGGGGAGGAAUUCAUCAAUGAAGUUGCAACCAUUGGACUAAUCCACCAUGCAAAUAUCGUACGCCUCUUGGGCUUUUGCUCUGAAGGAAUGAGACGGGCCCUUAUUUAUGAAUUCAUGCCUAAUGAGUCACUGGAGAAAUACAUAUUCACACAUGUUUCUAAUAUUUCUCGACAACUCCUAGCACCCAACAAAAUGCUAGAUAUUGCUUUAGGCAUUGCCCGAGGAAUGGAAUACAUGCAUCAAGGUUGCAACCAGCGGAUUCUCCACUUUGACAUCAAGCCACACAACAUCCUGCUGGACUACAACUUCAAUCCAAAGAUCUCUGACUUUGGCCUUGCAAAGCUGUGUGCAAGGGACCAAAGCAUUGUUACGCUCACAGCAGCCAGAGGAACUAUGGGAUACAUCGCACCGGAGCUAUACUCUCGAAACUUUGGAGGGGUGUCAUACAAGUCAGAUGUGUAUAGUUUUGGCAUGCUGGUGUUGGAAAUGGUGAGUGGAAGGAGGAACUCAGACCCAAGUGUUGAGAUCCAGGACGAGGUAUACCUCCCUGAGUGGAUCUACGAGAAAGUGAUUUCUUGGCAGGAAUGGGAGCUUACUCUGGAAAUGACAGCAGAAGACAAAGACAAGAUUAGACAGCUGAGUAUUGUGGGGCUGUGGUGCAUCCAGUGGAACCCAAAGAAUAGGCCGUCGAUGACGAAGGUGGUAAACAUGUUAACUGGGAGGCUGCAGAACCUGCAGAUUCCACCAAAGCCCUUUGUGUCGUCUGACAUUCGUCCUAUGCCACAGAACACGACGAACACAUGAACAUGCAUUGUGUGUGUUUUUGUGUGUAUCAUUACACGCCUGAGGGAACUUAUCUCGCAUCUGCGUUGUAAACUGUAAUUCCUUGGCCAAUGUUUGAUUACAUACUGAACUACAUGGGAUUUUGCAGUAGCGCUAACACUGCAUCUGUAUCUUACUACCAUAUUGUAAUUCUAUUAAUUAGAAACACACGGCACUGGAUUUUGCAGCCAUUUCCUGGCAAUGCUGUGAUAAUAUGAAUCUUAACCA